AUGUCGGCGCCACCCAGCGAUGGCUACGGCCAGCCGCUCGACCAGCAGGCCCAGCAGCCGCCCUACGAUGGCCAGCCCGCCCCCCACGAGACAACCGCCGCGGGCAAGAAGAAGAAGCGAGGAUAUGCGGCGCAAGCCUUCGAGGUCGGCACGGGGGCCAAUGCUCUGGCAGGCGGCCAGCUCCCGGUCGGACAGCAGUACGGCGCGCCGCCAAUGCAACCCGGCGCUGCUCCCUACGGCGCCUAUCCGCCAGUCGAGCCUCAGCCCGUCGCUGGCGUCCCCUCGGCGCCUGGUUACCAGUAUCCCCAGGCCGGCUAUGGCGCACCGCAGCCCGUCGCCGCGGCGCAGCCUGCGUACGGCUACCAAGCUCCGGACCAGGGAUACCAGCCGCCGGCUGGCCCAGGACCUGCCCCCGGCAUCGCGGGCAUCACCCAGGGCAUGGCCGGCAUGCAGGUCGGAGGCCAGCCGCAGCCUCCCCAAGUGGCCCAGCAGGGCAGGCCCACCGUUCUCAACCAGCUGUAUCCUACGGACCUCUUGACGCAGCCCUUCAACCCCUCGGAGCUGGAUCUGCCGCCGCCUCCCAUCAUCCUCCCGCCCAAUACCAGCGUGACUGCCUCGCCGGAUGCCAACUGCUCCUCGCGAUACAUUCGAUCUACAAUCAAUGCCGUCCCCACAUCCAACUCGCUGCUGAAAAAGUCCAAGCUGCCGUUCGCGCUCAUCAUCCAGCCUUACGGAGCUCUGCACGACGACGAGGACCCCAUACCGGUGGUCCAAGACCAGGUCAUUUCCCGUUGCCGAAGAUGUAGGACGUAUAUCAACCCGUUUGUCACCUUCCUGGACCACGGCCACCGGUGGAGAUGCAACAUGUGCAACCUGAGCAACGACGUGCCCCAGGCGUUCGACUGGGAUGCCGCCGCUCAGCAAGCCGCCGACAGAUGGCAGCGCCACGAGCUCAACCACGCCGUCGUCGAGUUUGUUGCCCCGCAGGAGUACAUGGUUCGACCGCCCCAGCCCCUGGUCUACCUGUUCCUCUUCGACGUCAGCUAUGCGGCGGUCUCCAACGGCCUCCUUGCUACGAGCGCUAGGACCAUUCUGGACAGCCUGAGCAGGAUACCCAAUGCCGAUCGCCGAACUCGCCUCGGCUUCCUCGCCGUCGACUCCAGCCUCCACUACUUCUCCAUCCCCAAGGACACGGAUGAGAAUGGCGAGACGAGCAUGCUUGUCGUUAGCGACCUUGAGGAGCCCUUCCUGCCGGUGCCCCACGACCUCCUCGUCCCGCUGACGGAGAGCCGUCAGAGCAUCGAAAAGUUCCUCCAGAAGCUGCCGGACAUGUUCCAGAACAACCAGAGCAACGGCUCAUGCAUGGGAUCGGCCCUGCGCGCGGGACACAAGCUCAUCUCUGCGCUUGGCGGCAAGAUUGUCGUCCUCACCGCCUCGCUCCCUAACACGGGCGUCGGAAAGCUGGACAUGAGGGAGGACAAGAAGCUACUGGGGACGUCCAAGGAGAGCAGCCUGCUGCAGACAUCAAACAGCUUUUACAAGAGCUUUGCCGUCGAGUGCUCCAAGAACCAGGUGUCGAUCGACAUGUUCCUCUUCUCGUCUCAAUACCAGGAUGUAGCCUCGUUGAGUAACUUGCCGAGGUACACUGGUGGACAGACGUGGUUCUACCCCGGCUGGCACGCCUCGCGACCCGAGGACGCGCUCAAGUUCGCCUCCGAGUUUAGCGACUACCUGUCGUCCGAGAUUGGGCUGGAGGCCGUGCUCCGCGUGCGUGCGACUACGGGUCUGCGCAUGAAUGCAUUCUACGGCAACUUCUUCAACCGCAGCUCCGACCUCUGCGCGUUCCCGGCCUUUCCCCGCGACCAAUGCUACGUUGUCGAAGUCGCCAUUGACGAGAACCUUACUAAGAACGUGGUGUGUCUCCAGGCUGCUGUGCUACACACGACAUGCAACGGCGAGCGCCGCAUCAGGGUACUCACGCUCGCGCUGCCGACGACAACCAACCUGUCGGACGUCUACGCGUCCGCGGACCAGUUGGCCAUCACCACCUACUUCAGCCACAAGGCCGUGGAGAGAGCGCUCAGCAGCGGCCUCGACGCUGCCCGAGACGCCCUGGCGGCUAAGGUCACGGAGCUUCUCCAGACGUUCAAGAAGGAGCUCGCCGGCGGCAGCAUGGGCGGCGGCCUGCAGUUCCCCGCCAACCUCCGAGGACUCCCCCUGCUGUUCCUUGGCCUGACCAAGAACGUUGGCCUUCGGAAAUCUACGCAGAUUCCCUCCGACAUUAGAUCAGCCGCCCUGUGUCUCCUGUCUACGCUUCCGAUCCCGCUCCUGACCCGAUACAUCUACCCCAGACUCUACUCGCUGCACGACAUGCCCGACAAUGCCGGCAUCCCGGAUGAGGCCACGGGCCAGAUUGUCCUACCCCCGCCGCUGAACCUGUCCUCGGAGCGACUCGUCUCGUAUGGCCUGUAUCUGAUUGACGACGGCCAGGUCCAGUUCUUGUGGGUGGGCCGGGAUGCCGUUCCGCAGCUCAUCGCCGACGUCUUUGGAGUGGAGGACCGCACGCAGGUCCACGUUGGCAAGGGACGAGUGCCGGAACUCGAAAACGACUUCAACGAGCGCAUUCGAGCCGUGAUCCAGAAGAGCCGUGACCAUCGCUCCCUUGGCGUGGGAAGCAUCACGGUGCCGCACCUGUACAUUGUCCGGGAGGAUGGCGAGCCGCUGCUCAAGCUGUGGGCACAGACGCUCCUCAUUGAGGACCGGGCGGAUCAGGGAGUGAGUGCGGCACAGUGGCUUGGUUCACUCCGAGAAAAGGUAUGUUAA
Messenger RNA from Trichoderma reesei QM6a, 2823 nucleotides. RefSeq names its product vesicle coat complex subunit. Gene Ontology annotation, molecular function: zinc ion binding; SNARE binding. Lineage: Eukaryota; Fungi; Ascomycota; Sordariomycetes; Hypocreales; Hypocreaceae. The coding region runs from base 1 to 2823 and encodes 940 amino acids. The transcript has 2 exons. Gene Ontology annotation, biological process: COPII-coated vesicle cargo loading; endoplasmic reticulum to Golgi vesicle-mediated transport; intracellular protein transport. Gene Ontology annotation, cellular component: COPII vesicle coat; endoplasmic reticulum exit site. The record is from RefSeq and is a predicted model, not a curated record.